AUCCAUUAGAGCCAGUGUCCCAGAGUAAUGUACCAGGUAUUACGAUGAGAUAUACAGUAAAGAGAAACGGACAAGUUACCAGCUGAUGGACAUAAACAACAUGGCGGAGAGUCAGUCUGACGUUCUGGAAUAAAUUUCAAGUAGAGAAAGGAGGUUCACAAAUGGCGUCCACGUGUUUCCCUGGGUCUGGGGACAUAAUUCAUCUCAACGUUGGAGGGCAGAGAUUCAGCACAUCACGACACACUCUCACAUGGGUUCCUGACACCUUCUUCACAUCUUUAUUAUCCGGGAGAAUCUCAACUCUUAGAGAUGAAUCAGGAGCCAUAUUCAUUGAUCGCGACCCUUCCCUCUUCAGCACCAUCCUCAAUUAUCUCCGCACACGGGACCUUAACAUGUCAAUUGUUGACAUCAGUGCUCUAAGACAUGAAGCUGAGUUCUAUGGCAUAGCCCCCUUGGUGAAGAGGUUAAUGUUGUGCCAGGACUUACACCAUUCAUCAUGUGGUGAUGUCCUCUUCUGUGGAUACCUCUCACCACCUAGCAUUCCAGUUCAAGAUCCACCAACGUCCACGGCUUCAGAGUCUCGUGAGGGACAGAACAGACUACCCAACAAUGCCAGUAACAAUAACAGCAACAGCGGUGUGUCUGGGGGAGUCCUACGAUUGCCUGAGGCAGCAGGAGCAAGUGCAGGCGUCCCAGGACCUGGUGGAGGGGGGUCUGUAGCAGUCCCUAGGCCAGGCCACUCGCGUAAUUCUUCACUUGAUAUGCGUCACAACCCAUCUCAGCUAGUUGGACAGGGUCUACACAAUGCUGUAUAUCCCGGCCACAUGUCACGAAGCUCAAGUGAUCUCCGUAGCCAUGCAGCAAGAUCACACUCCAGAACUCCCUCCAUGGACCUCAGACACUCACGUAAUUCCUCUGCCGACCUUAAUAAAUUCUUCAAAAAUGAGAUAAACGUUCUGAACAACGCUGGACCCCCUGGGUCAAGCUGGGUGGAUCCACUACGGGUUCGGAUGGUUAAAGCUCAUCACAAUUGGAUUUUAGUUGCAUAUGCUCACUUUGUAACCUGUUACAGUGCUGUCAACCGGUGGAAUAAAGACAGCACUGGUUGGCAGCUGGCCUUCACUUCACCUUAUAUUGACCAGCUCAUCGAACGGGCAGCCCUGAAUGCUAAGCUCUCUCCACCAAGUCAGGGAGGAGAAGCUGGACAGAAGAUGCUUGCCAUAUCCUAUGCAUCUCAUAUUCGACUAUGGGGUAUCUCAGAGGAAGGCACUAGAAAUGAUAUUGGAACCUUUAAUCUUGGGGUGCCAGUUGAGUACCUCUUCUUUAUUGGAUCACAGUUGGUGGCACUCUCUUCUGUCGGGAAAAUUGGAGUCUGGCAUGCCAUGACACAACACUGGCAGAUUCAGGAAGUACUACCCAUUGCAUCCUUUGAUACAGCUGGUUCUUUCCUCCUGCUAGGGUGCACCAAUGGAUCUAUUUAUUAUAUUGACAUGCAGAAGUUCCCCCUGCGGAUGAAGGACAAUGACUUGUUAGUGACAGAGCUGUAUCAUGAUCCAUCAAAUGAUAUCAUCACUGCUAUCUCAGUCUACCUUACACCAAAAACAAAUGUAUGUGGAAAUUGGAUUGAGAUCGCAUAUGGCACCAGUUCUGGAACAGUAAGAGUUAUUGUUCAACACCCUGAGACAGUGGGACAUGGACCUCAGCUCUUCCAGACUUUCACAGUCCACAGAUAUCCUGUGACUAAGGUAACCCUCUCGGAGAAAUUAUUAAUCAGUGUGUGUAGUGAAUAUAAUCACGUACGCACCUGGUCCGUCACACGCUUCAGGGGAAUGAUCUCCACCCAGCCUGGUUCAACACCACUCUCCUCCUACAAAAUUCUCACUAUUGACGAGGUUGAUCCCAACAUUUACUAUGCAAUUGCUAAUGACUGUGGGCCCUAUGGAGAGCAAGACGAUGAACAAGUGUUUAUCCAGAAAGUCGUUCCGGAAACAGACCAGCUUUUUGUUCGUCUGGCUAGCAAUGGCAAGAGAGUUUGCGUCAUAAAAUCCGUGGAUUCCACUACAAUCAGUGGUUUCUGCGUACACGAGUGUGAGGGAAGCAGUCGCAUGGGGUCAAGACCAAGAAGAUACAUAUUUACGGGUCAUUCCAAUGGGGCUAUUCAAAUGUGGGAUCUCACUACUGCCCUUGAGCUAAGUAACAAAGGUGAUUCAGGAGUAAUUGUUAAUGGAGGUCCAGAGCCAACAGAGCUCCUACGCCUCUUAGACGUGUGUGAUCUUAGCAAUUCAUACUGCACGACCCCCUGUCUCUCCCCCUCCCCACUCACACCUGCUAAUGUACCACCACCUCAUCAGCGCCCAUUCCCAAAUGCCAGCCACCUCCAUCAUGGAUCAAUAUCUCAUUUACACCAGCCCAGCACUAGUUACUUAGCAAGCCCCUCUGCAGGUGGAGGGCCACAGGUUCAUCCUGGCCCUCUUUUGAAACCAGCAAAUGUGGCUUUUCUAUCCCACAACCAAGCUUCAGCGGCAGCAAGAAGCACUCCUCCAAAUACGUCCAAUGAUGAUGAGGAGGAAGGGACUGCUUGUUGAUGGUUUACAUCUGAUAUGGUUGUCAGAGUAGCCCAGAAAAUGGUUCAAUAAAGACUUGUAAAAAGGCAGGUGUUGGGACAUAAAAUUAUUGCCAUGGUAUUUUAGGAAUCAGACCAGUGACUGUACAGCACCUACAAAACUAAAAAAGAUGCAAAUAUUAAAUGAGUUUGUCACAUAAAUAACAUGGUAUAAUAAAUACAAUGUUCCCUCAGUACUGUUGUGAAUCUCAGUUAUCAUGAGCUACACAGAAUCAUGAACAUUUAAAAUAAUUAACCAAUUUUUAGGUUCAGCUCAUGGCAGUAUGUUAAGCAUACUCCAGUGUAGUAAACCUUGUUAUGGAUAAAUUAUAAUGUGUUUAACAUGCUGCAUCAUCAGUAUAACAUCAUUUGGUUUUCAUGCCAUAUGUUUAGUACUGUGUAUUGUAUAUUAAGAUAAAAAUUUGUAACUUAUCCAUUGUAUGCCAUAUGUCAGUAUUUCUCUAUGUUCUAAAGUAUUUAAUUCAAUGCAUUCUCAUCUUCCUGAAGUUGAAGUAUCCUGUAUUCAUUAUGUUGGAACUGCCACUGUAAUAUCUUCAGGAUACCAUUAUAGCAUACUGUACUUCAUUUGUUAUUUUCUUAACAGUAUCAUGUUUUCAUUGUGCUGCACAACAAACAGUAAACUGUGAUAUAUUUACCAUACUAUGAUAAAUUUGGCAAGCUAUUACAGAUAGUUCGUUGAAUUACCAGACACCUGCACGUCCAGAACAUCCUAAGACUGCAGAUUCCCCAGUAAUUAUAUUCUGAUAAAUUGUAUUUCUGGAAUAUAAUACAUAAUAAGAACAGAGCAAAUUUACAUAAACUCAUUGGUUCAACUGGACACACGUAUGUCUAGGAUGAACAAAAUGGUUAGAAUACCAAAUAAGGCAAAGAGUUGUACCUAAAUUCUUUAAACCAUAUAAUGUUUAGUAGUGUGUUUGUAUUAAGCAAAAACAAUGGCCACCUCAGUUGAAUACAAAUAGUGUAUGCUGGAAGGGAUAUUAUCUUGUAAACAUUUCCUAAGUUUAGUGGUGAGGUUGUACACACACACACACACACACACACACACACAUGUUUAACAAAUGCAAAUGGUCAGACUACUUAUUGCUGUAUAUAUUUAGUUAAAUAUCAUACUAUCUCUUCUGUUUAGUGUGCACUGAACUGAAAAAUGAGAUUUACAUUUCAUUAACAUUUUUGUUCAGUAUUAGUAUACAGUACAGUAUUUGAUUACUUAUUGUUACAUUUGUUAAUAAGUUUGCAUUAAACAAAACAGUUGUUUAAAUUAAUUUUUGUUUAACACAGAUGUAUUGAAGGAAAUAUGAACAUAGGCAUUAUACUGUGCCAUACAGUACUGUAUUUAGGAUCUGACCAGCUGUAUAGGAGGCAGUCAGUUUACCCAACUGUAUUAUGUACUAUACAGUAUUUUUAAUGUUAUGAAAAGUAAGGCUUUACUAUACUGUAUACUGUAAAUCUCCACAUAUACUUUAAAUAACUGUGUUGAGGGGGUGGCAGCCUCCCUCCCUCCAUUACAUCACUGUUCUCUACUUUACACACCUUCCCCACUCAUUGUGGCAACAAUAUUUCAUUAUUACAGUUUCACUGAAUAAGCUAAAUUACUUAUGGGGAUUAACUGAACAUUUUAAAAUGUUAUAUUGCUUAUAAUAUUAAGAAUACAGCUUGGGUGGGAUAUAAAUGAGUACACUCAGUCUCAAAAUCUAAGCACAUUUUUGACUAGCUAGCUGUUUUCAACACUAUGCAAGGUAACUGCUGGUGGACACUUAAAUCUUUGGUGAUCACCUGGUCAGUCUUGCUUGGCAACCAUGUGACUGCCCAAAGAAGAGUACUGUAUGUGCUUUGGUAUAUUAUAAUACUUGAUCUAUCUGGUUUCACUGCACAAUAAUUACUGCAAAGUCCACAUUUCAGUAUUAAAUGUUUUUUUUAUCACUUGAUACUCUUGAAGCGUGUCUUUAGAUAAAUAAAUAUUAAAUUUGCAAUAAUGCAAACAUUACACAUUGUGGAACAAGUUUCUACCCCAAAUAGAUUAAGUAUGCUAGGUUUUACUGUAUGUUAUAGUGGGGGAGAGAGCCAUAAUAUUUAUUUUACCCAAAUUUUCAAUGCUGCAGAUCUAUUGCAAUAUAUAGUACCUGUACAGAAAUUAGUCCAUUGAAGCAAUGUACUUUUGUACAGUACAGUAUCAGUACUGUAUAUGCAUAGUAUUUGAAACAUAUUCCUUUUAUCUAAACGUCAGAUUUCGUUUACCAAUCUCCUGAGAAACUGUUCAUCUCGACAUAAUGUGUUCAGUGUGUUGUAAUACAAAAUGUACUGAAUUACGUAGCUAAUGCUCUUUGUUGUGUUUGAUUAAUCUAGAUAUUUUUUGGUGCUAUAAGGGUUAGCUAUGUAACCAUUUUGAAAAGUAAUGAAUAGUGCUGUAUCACAAGUAAUAUUGAUAACUUAAUUUUAUUUUCUAACAUUGUUCAGAAGUGUGAGUCCAUUUUCUAAAUAAUUAUGUAUUUAUUUCAAGAGUGUAGAGUACAGUACUGUAGUCGUGUUGUUAUCAGUGUUGAGCUGUUUAUAAAUUAGUAAUAAUCUUUUAAGAUAGUGUAUUCAGGUUCAUAAAGUUUUGGGUACAGUAUUAUGAUGAGCAUCGAUUUCUCUUUCUCUCUUGAAGAUAGAUGAAGAAAAAGUAAAUUUUUAUCUUAUAACUGAAGUUUUACUGAGCAAUCAAUCUGAAAUAUUGGUAGAUACACUACAUAAUAAAAUACAUUAAUCAACAUUUUUUUUAAUGAAGUAAUAAUGUAAACAGUGGAACAAAAGUCUGUGAUAUAAAUUUGUACUCACUAAUGCUAAAAGUCUUUUAUGCCAUUUGUUCAUUGUCAUCACUGUUUUGCAGCUUUUCCCAUGCUUGAGUCAAACCAGAAUGGUGCCCCCCCCCACAUUCAUCACCACGAACCCAAGGUGCCAGCCCAGAAAAUACAGCAGAGACCUGGGGAUGGGCACUUAUCUGGUGACCCCGUUGCCAUUAGACAUGGCUGGAUAUCCGUCCUAACACUAACCCACAGGGUGGAAACGGCUGGCAACGCAAGGUCACAACUCCCAGAGGUAAUCCAAGCAAAUUUUAAAACAACAACAGUCAUACUAUAUCACAAUUAGUACAACAAUGGUUCUUAUACUCUUGAUACUUUAUGGACUUGUAAUACAUCUCAAGGUUCAAAUUCUUAUCGGAGUAUUAAAAUCAGUAUUGAGAAUAAGGUUUCACUUUGUACUGUUUGUAUAAGUUGUGGAUAUGAAUAGGUGAAUGUGGAGUGCUCUUGCUUACUGCAUCAGCCACUUCCUAUUACUUUUUACACCAUUUUUUAAACAUUUGCCCUUCUUAUUUCCUCCCUUUCUUCAGGCUUCUCUUUCCCCUGAUCCUCUCCACAGGUGAGAGCCAUUUUCAAACUCAAACAAUUUCAAGGAGGUUUCGUCAUAUUCGUCUUUAAUAAGUUCUUCAAUCAGAGCAAAUUAACACAGAACAGCCAUACCAUGAAACACCUCCACCUUGAGAAAGAUAGUUAUUACCAAAGGGGGAAAUACACUGUAUGUUUAGAGAUUAAUUCUAAUAUCUGUUAACCAAAAUGCAAUGAUUGAUAACUAGACACCAGACAAAUAAUUCUUACUUUCUUUAUUCGAGACAACGGGAUUACUUUUAUAUCCAUAUAUUGUACAGUAGAGCUGUAAACAGUAUACGAUGUAAGAAACAACUUGAUAUACUGUAUAUAGGUCUUUAUAUAGGGAGUUUUCUUGUCUAGUCCUCUACACUGGACAAGCAUCAGACAGAUCAAGAUUGAAAUGUAUGAUCACAGAGUUCUAAAAUACUCAUACAUUUGAAUUCAUUGGUCCACUCUCGGGAAGUACUGAGUUGUGUCAUAUAAUCAUAUAAAAUGAUCUGGACAUAGCAGGCAUUGCCCCUUUUGUUCAGAAUUAAAUAAGUAAGAAAAAGUAGUUUCUAUGUCUGCUGUUAAGGGUCUAAGUAAGAUAAAGUUCAAUUAAUACAUGAAGGAUUUAGUGUUUUAUGUUGCCCUAACAUUUUUAGAGUCUGUUUAGCUGGACAAAAAUUGUGUCAUGGAAGUUCUUCAUAGCUUUAGUCAUAUUUUGGUUAACUUUACUACAAGCGAGUACAGUACUGUACACCAUAGGAUGUAGAUAAUAAUUUAUUAGUCACAAUUUUUUCUAGCACUGUACUUGCUAGGAUGUUUUUCAUGCUGUUUCUAAAGCUAUACAUAAUAUAAAAAUUAAAGAAAAAAGUAGUAAUUGUGGCAUACUGUACUGUGAAGUGUGCAUGUAGCUGCAAUCGUGUCAGAUCUAUACCGGCAGUCCUCACUAUACAAGAGGGACCUAUUUAGCAGAAGUGGUGGGUAAUGCUAAAAUUCAUAAAGAAAAAGCAAUAUUCCAGUGUGUGCAAUGAGGACUGCCUGUACAGUAUUAUUUUUCCUCAUGAACAAUAAGAAAAAUACAUUAUCUAGAGUGCAUAACAUCAAACUUAAAAUUAGAGAACAUUUGGUUGAAGAAACAUAUCUUGGCAUUGUGUGCAAGUAUUUCAGGGUGUCCAAAACGAGUGUAGUUAUUAUGCAACAUUAGUAUACAGUAGUAUAAUUGACUUGAGCUCAUCAUUAAAGGAUGCCAUUGAUUCAGUCUGGCUACAUAGUGUUUGAGAAAUCAUACCUAGUGUGUGUAAAGUUUUACUCUCAGGAUGAGAUCACUUUGAGAGUUGUAAGUCAAGAGUAAUAUUGUUUUGUUUGAUCAGUUUAUGUAUAUUAUUUAAUAUUAUAUCUCAUAAUUUGUUAAUUUGAUAAUACAUAUGUACAGUAAGUGCCAAAUACUAAUAUAUUUAGUAUAAAUACCUUUUUGUAGUUUGGAUAAGCUUUCUAUGAAGACUAUAUAAUUUGUAUAUAGUUUGAUAUAAGACAUACUGUAAUUGAGAAUAUAAUGCACGUAACAUUUACUGUAAAUGCAUUACACAUCAAUCAGUCUAAACAAGCUGGUCUUUUCCUUAAGCAGAUGGUGCUUAUAGGACACAAGUUGUUCAGUUUGACUAUGAACAAUUUUUGAUGUGCAGGAUGAUGUGUUAUCCAGUAUAGUAAUGUAAAUAUGUUCCAUCAUGAUAAGGAGCCUGGUGAGUUAUCCUGUAAAUGUUUCAUUAUGAUAGGCAGAAGGUUGUGUUACUCUAGAGAUGUUCCACCAGGAUAGAGAGAAGGUAGAUGUUCCAUUAUGACAGGCAGGAUAUUGGGUUAUCCUGUAGAUGUUCCAUCAUGUUGUUCCUGCCCAUUUUGUAGUAUACUUUCUUCAAACUGUACUUCCAGUUGCACUAGUAGCAUUAGUUAUGGCUGUAGGGUUAUUAUAAUGCUCACUUAUAAGCCUAUUUAUAAAUGAUAAUACUCACAACUUAAUUUAUUAUUUUGUUUAGAUAUUCAUAUGAUUGUAUACAUUCUUUAUUCCUCUUUGUCUCUGUGAGCCAAUAUCUCUCCAUGUUUUACUGAGCAGUUACCAGUCACUUGUACGCUAAUAAUCAUUUUUGACUUAUACUAUUGUAUUGUACUAUUAAUUAACCUGUACUCACAGAGGAAGCUUUGGUAUAUUGGCAGUAUGUUUGCUUGUCCUGUGAUUAUUUUCCCAUGACUGAAUAUAUAUAAGGAUAAUGACAGAAUAGUGUUAGGAGAGUAGGAGGUUGUGUUUGUAAUUGCUUUUCAUCAGAUCUUUAUGGAGUUUUAUAAACAUGUAUGUUUAUGAAAUGUGGCUGGCUCCUGCCUAUUACAUGGUGUUCAUACUAAAAAAAAGAAACAAGAACUAUUAACAUACCAUUAUCUCUCAAGGCACACUUACUGUCAUGCAUUGUUAACAUUUACAAUAGAUGUAUCUCAGUAUGUUCCUCUUGCAUAAUAUAAAUCAUAUACUGGUAAUUGUAAUAACAAAUCUUAAAAGACACUUAACAUUUCACUGUUGCUUUUUUGUGGUACAGAUGAAAUAAAGCUAUACAGUAUGCACAUAAUUGUAAGUUUGCACAGGUACAGUACUUGGGUUACUAAAUGCUUCUGACCAUUGUACCUUAAUCACAAUCAUGUUUUGGACUAGAGCCAGUAAAUCACAUUCAUACUUGGAUACUGUACGCCAAUACCUCAAUUAUCCAGGACUCGGACAACUUGAAGUCUCGGUGAUCCACAUCCCGGAUAACUUAAAUCUGCACUAUGCACGACAUCAUUUUCUGGCACUUGUGUGUAAUGAUCACUUUAGUUUAUGCUUUUCAGUUGCCUUAAGUUAGCAUAAUUAACCCAUUUUUAUCAGAAUCUGAUGUUGGGGGUAUUUGCAGUAAGGAGUAUUUUUUGCUUCUUCUAUUAAUGUCUAAUGAUCAUUAUGGCAUGUAUAUACUCUAUUGCCAAAGCUGUCGUAGAUUAUGUUGAAAAUUAAAUAAUUGUCUUUGAGCUUAGGUAUACCGGUAAUGUCAUGUAACAGCUCCUCUUGUUAGUGAGACAAUGCUUUGGCUUUGUUAUUUCUUUAUUAUUGCUUCUUGAGAGUAACCUUGGUUGUGAUUGGUGGAAUUGGUGACUUAGCAGCAUAAUAAUCUUUAUUACUGAUAGAGUUUUAAGGCUAUUGCCUGGAGUUUUAAUCACCCUUUUCCAUUGACGGGGUCAUCGUGUUUACAACCAGAGUUUAAAAAAAUUGGAGUCAUGAAGGACCGCACUACAGCACUCAACAGGGAAGUAUGGCAGUAAAAUCAACUUAUAAUAUUGAAAGUAGUUCAUUUUAUGCCACACCUCCUUGUCAAGCACUGAAGUGUGGUGUCUUUAUUGACUCAAAUUUUGUAAAACUCUGGUUGUAAACAGGAUGACCCAUGUCAACGGAAGACGGUGAUUAAAAUUCCAGGUGUAUGACAUCAACAACACAUUACGUAGUUAGUUUUGUGUGCAAAGAAAUUUAUUGAAUUGUAUAAGCCUGUUCUAUACUCAGAUGAUCACCAAAGUAAACCAAUGCCUCAGCAUCCAUAAUUGAACAUUAGCACAAAUUUUAAAAAAAUUUGCACAUGUGUAGAACAUAUGUAGUAAUUUUACUUAAUGUAGAUUUUGGAGCUCAGAUGUUUGAUUAUUCCUUGGACUUAAUGAUAUAAAAAUGGUAUGUACUGUAUGACCAAUUUUGUCAUAAAAUCAGAAAUGGUGACAGAGGCUACCAAGGAUAGUUUUAUAAAUAAUCAGCUUCAAAUGCCACAUUCCUUCCUUAAGUCUCUGUCACCAAAGAGAAAACUCUUGUAUAUUAGUAUGUAAUGCAAGCCAGUAAUUACAGUUUGUGUUGGCUGUUGUUACCACGGAAUCUAGUGUCUGGCACGCUUAACCAUAUUUCUUAGGAAUAGCUUUUGUGCAGUCAUUUUAAAACUCCAGAUUAGUUGUAAGCUAUUCCUAUAAUCAAUGAAUGUAAGUAAGAACUAGAACAGACUUAUAGUUCCAAUACUUUUUAUCUUCUCAAUGUCCCAUGCAUAUAUUUGUUUGGUUGUUUAAAUAUAUCAAUGGCUGCUUUUAAUUCAUCAGCUAUUUAGAGAAGGUUGUGCAAGUUGUUCACAGGACCUGAGGUUAGCUUCACUGUGAACUGUAAAAGGAUCUUAAGAUGUGCAUGACUAGACAAAACAACAAAGUAACAACAGAAUAUAAUUGAUCUACCAUGUUAUGAAAGUCCCAUACUGUAACAAGAAGGAUAUCACAUAAAACUGGCCUAAUGCACCAGGACCGUGGUCUCUUGCUGCAUCAUAUAUCUAAAUUAAUUUAUCCUUGACUGUCUAGAUACACAGAGGACACUGAUCCUUUAAUUUAACUUUAAAAAAAAUUAUAAAAAGGAUUCUGGAAAUUCAUAAACAAGCAGAAUUUAUCACCACUCAUCAUCAAAAUGGAGAUACAGUACAUUCAUAGUACAGUAUUUUAAAAAAUUUUUGGUUUUGUAUCCAUAUUUACAGUAUAAAACCUUCAAAAUAUUUUAUAAUAGGUAAAAAUAGAUAGGCAAUCAUGUCUUGUCUGCACUGUAGGUAUAUUUUUACAUAUUAUUGUAUACAGUAUCUAUAUAUAUUUUGACCAGAAUUUAUUUUAUCUAUUACUAAGCCAUGUACAAUCACUCAAAAAACUAUUUAUACAAAAUUGUGCUGAAAAAGUACUAUAACACGUUGGAUGAAGGAGUCGCAGUGUUCUUUCUGAAAUUCAUCGCCCCCACCCCAAGUAGAGAUAGUUUUUUGAGUGAGUGUACUGUACAUCAUUGGUUAUGAACAAUUUUCCUGGUUCAAAUAACCAGUCAGUGUGUCUGAGCCAUUAUGUAGUGUUCAUUGGAAAUUAAUGAAACCAAAUCAAUAUACUGUAGUGUACAGUACAUUGCAGAUAUAUAUCACAUACAGUAUAUCAUUGACACUAUUUAUCAUAUUGAAAGAACAGGUUAUCCACUUUGCUAGCAAUAAGUAUUCAUGUGCAGUACUACCAUACUGUAUAAUUUAAACGAAAGAUAUUCUCUAGGAUGGGUCUUCAUUUUCAUCUCCAUCAACCAUGUUACUUACUGUGUGCAACAUGACUCAAGGUAAUAGAACUUUACAGAUACUUGUAUUUGUGUGUCUGUUGUUUUACUUUAAAACUACAGUAUAGCCUACAUGGAAUCUACAUUUAACACUUCAUAUGUUUGUAUAACUGCAAAGCCAGUACAGUACGGUAUUCAUAUUUACCUUGAAUUACAUUUUCAUAAAUUUGCUCACCUAACUUUUAUGCCAGACACCUACUUUACCAGAAAACACAGUAGUUGACUCAUACAUUAGAUGUCUAACAGCAAACACUAAGUUUUCACAAACCUGCUUUUUAGUAUGAGUUAUUAUUAUACUGUAGUGGAAUACAAUAGAAAAACAGUUCAUUGUGUUCCUAAAACACAUACAGUCCUAAAAGAAUUUUAUUUGAUGACAAUUAUAAAAUAUACAACAUUAAUACUUAUUUCUGUAAUGUCUAAACUUUAUUGGCUGCAAGAAGAAUCCGCUGGGCAACGCCAGAUACCUUUUUGAGUGCACUAGCUCAUUUGUAAAUACAGUACUACGUACAUGUAUUACUGUUGUCACAUCACUAUGUGUGUGUUAGUGUGUAGUAUAACUUUAAAAUAUAAUAAUUUCCUGCCAGUCAGUAUUAUCUUGAAUGCUCCUCCAUUGUCUUCCAGGUAUGCCCUCAUUAAUCAUAUCUACAGUACGGUAGUUUCAGAUCUCAGACAUACAGUAUUUCAGGAAUCUAUCCCAGGGUUCACUUCUGGCUCCUUUCAUCCUCUACUACCUUUCUUAUCUUCAGCAUUUACAGCCCAUUCUAUUUUAUAAACAUAGCAGUUGUAUCCAUCUCCCUAUUCCAAACAUUUGGCUUCUAUAUACAGUAGUCAUUGUAAUGUAGUACUGUACUUAAAUUGAUGAAGUUCCCCAAUAGUGCCAUGGUAAUAAUAUCUUCACAUCUCAUAGUACAGUCAAAUGAAAACACAAAAGUCCCAAGCUUUUGUCUUUACUCCAUGACCAGUGGUGCAGUAGUAUAGUAUCACUGAAGAGGUCAUGGAGCAAACAUUUUCCAGUGAGUUACUCAUGUUGGCAUUGUAUUGUAAUUACAAUUAUGAUACAUAGUCAGGACAUGUUAAGACAUUUUUUUGUAUUUUUUUCUGCAGUCACCUGAGGUCUUUUUUCUAAGACCUGGCUGACUUGAGACUUCCUUGUUUCUUACAGGCAUUAUCAGAAGCAUUAGGAGUACAGGCAUAUGCUUUUUUAUUCAUAAUUAUUAUCAAUUUAACUAUGUCAUCAAUUAAUUAGAACUAAGUUGUGGGUGUUUACAUCAUUCAUUAUUGUAGUACUGUAUUGUAUUGUUAUCCUCAGUAUUACUUAUUAAUGUACAGUACCGUCUCUGAUGUUUCCCUUGUUACUAUUACCUACUAUCAUAAUAUAUUUUAGCAAGUUACAGUGUGUCACUUAAUGGUUUUGGAAAAUAACUUUUCUAAUUGUUAAUGUUUCAUUUUCUCUCUUUGCCUGCAUGUUUCAUUGUAAACUAAUUUUUUUUAUGACUAGUACUACAGUACAGUAACCAGAAAGCAGCAACAUAGACCGUCAACCGUAGACAUCAAAUGAGUCUUUGCAUUUUGUAUAUUUGGCACUUUUGAUUACAGUACCUAUAGUCUUGAGUCAUUAUCAGCAAGAAAUAGAAAUGUUUGGCAAUACAGUGCUGAAGAUUUAACAAAUACCCAGUACACAUUAUUAAGAGUUUUCAUAAGAAACUUGACAGUUAAUACCAAUGCUACAUUACCCUUAUAGAAUAAUAUACAAUAGUUUAUGAUAAGUUACAGUAAAACUCCCUAGUAGAUUUUUUCAUACAGUUUUGUAAUAUGGCAUUGUAACUCCCUAGUCAUAAUGUAUCAUUUAAUAUACCUUAAUUUCCAUUUCUUCUAACCAUUUUAUUUCUGAGUUAUUUUUCUCAUGUAUUAAUACUCCCCCGGCUAAUGCUAGUUAAGUGGAUAACCUGCAGGAUAUCACGUUUACUCACUCACUUCACAACACAAUAGUUUUGAUGUCUCACACUGGGCUGUUUAGGGACAUUAUUUACCAUUAUUCAUAAUACCAUGUGAUUGUUUCUGAAAGGUUGGAUACUCACAUUUACAGGAAAUUUAUUCUUUGUUCCUGUUCUUUAUUUAUUUUAUUCUUUCCAGGGUCAUCAUUAUGGUAAUGUAUUUUAAUUGUUAUGUGUGUGUAAAAAUAUACGUUUUCAUUUGUUA
This is a messenger RNA of Homarus americanus (American lobster), 13372 nucleotides long. RefSeq names its product BTB/POZ domain-containing protein KCTD3-like. Bases 162 to 2585 code for a protein of 807 amino acids. The record is from RefSeq and is a predicted model, not a curated record. Gene Ontology annotation, molecular function: protein binding. Gene Ontology annotation, biological process: protein homooligomerization. Lineage: Eukaryota; Metazoa; Arthropoda; Malacostraca; Decapoda; Nephropidae. The transcript has 16 exons.